GGCCGCAGACUUUCAGCCGUGAUAAUACUCACACACUUGUUAUUUUCUGAUGAUAUAAGCUAAUAUUUUAAAAUUCGUGGCAGAAAUGGGUUUAUCACAGAGUUCAGAAGUAUCCGAAGGAGGAACAUAUGGAUACCAUGUGCACGGCGUGCAGCCCAGUUCCCCUGCAGAGAAGGCCGGACUGCAGCCCUUCUUCGACUUCAUUCUGUCUCUGGACAACAGAAGACUGAACGAGGAAAAUGACCUCCUGAAGGAGCUUCUGAAAGCCAACAUGGAGAGAGCGGUGAGGAUGGAGGUGUACAGCACUAAGACCACCAGAGUUCGCGAGCUGGAGGUGGUGCCCAACAACAUGUGGGGAGGACAGGGCCUGCUAGGUGCCAGUGUUCGCUUCUGCAGCUACCAAGGAGCCAAUGAGAAUGUCUGGCACGUUCUGGAUGUGGAAGCCAGUUCACCCGCUGCACUGGCAGGGCUUCAGCCACACAGUGACUACAUCGUUGGAGCAGAUCAGGUGUUGCAAGAUUCAGAAGACUUCUUCUCGCUGAUUGAGGCCCACGAAGGGAAGCCCCUGAAGCUGCUUGUGUACAACACACAAACAGACGGAUGCAGGGAGGUGCUGGUCACACCAAAUGGAGCGUGGGGUGGAGAGGGCAGCUUGGGUUGUGGCAUUGGUUAUGGCUACUUGCACCGAAUCCCUGCACCGCCUGACACACCGAUGGCCAAUCAAUCGACCCCUGUUCCUGAGGAGGAACCCUCCCCGAAGCUGCCUACCCACGGAUUCACAGAGGCGCCUUUGAUGGCACCUUCAAGCCAAAGUGAAGAUGUGUUAGACCUGGAGCAGGUCACCCUUCAGGAGGCUCCUCUACCUCCACCCAUUCAGAGAGUCAUGGACCCUGGUUUCUCAGACUCUGAAGUGGCAGUGAUGAACCCUGACGCUGCAGAUUUGGUGGACAGGCUUGAUCUGUCUGUGUCGUCCAUUGACAUGACCAACACUUCACUGGCUAUGCAUGAGGAGAAGGAUGGUGAAAUCUCUGGAGUUGAGGAGCUGGAGGACAGUGUGCUGCUUUCAUCGUCAGCGGACAACCAGACUGACCCACAACAGCUGAGCCCCCAGGCAGCCAUGGACCUCACUUCUGCUCUAUCUUCCACUGACGCUUCGUCAGAUUCAGGCAUCCCACCAGCUGAACCAUCUCUUCUGGUCCCAGAGUCCACAGACCUCCUCGUCUCGCUCUGCGAGUCUAGCGAUAGCCCAAGUCCACCUAUGGGUGCAUUACCUCCCCCCGUAGAGUCCCCUGAGCCUCCUGCUGAGCCCUCUGUCCCAGCUGAAGACCCUCCCUGCCCAUCCCCGGUCGAUCUCCUCCAACCCUCUGCUGUGAAUGAGUCGAUGGCGGAGGACUCUCCUGCUCAAGCCAUCGAGGAUGCAACAGGGCCAGUGGAGGAGUCCACGGAGCCUCUGGAUGUGGCUCCUGCUGACCACUGCAGCCAUGAGAGCGACGAGAUGGAACCAGAAGAGCCGCCUCUUGAGUAAGCUUGCAUCAGGCCAUACAAAAAGUGCAAAAAUGCAAAGUGAAGUUGACAAUCAGUGGGGCUUUUUGAAGAAACAUUACACAGGAAAUACAGGACAGUCGGAGGGAAAUGCUGUCGAUUUGACACUGAUAGUCUUACAAUGAGUGCAUAAGGUUAGUUGCACGAUAGAAACCAGCUAAAGCAUCUAAGUAGAACACUUUGAAGCACUGUAGGACCAUCCUAUUUGUUUUAUACAUGAAAAUUUAAAGUUACUACUAAUUUCUUCGGCAAGAUUACGAUGUGAUCCACAUUUUACCUUGCGUGGUGCGAAAUUGGAACAAUGCGGGUGACGCGACUUUGCCUCUGGUACACAAAUGUGAUGAAUACUUGAACACUUCCAAAGAUAAACACAUACAUUUACUACAGCAAAGCACAGCUGCACCUUAAGAUCCAGAACACUAUCAGUUUUGAAGCUACCAUACUGUUGGCAGAAAAUGAUUCCCACAAUACAGCUAAAAAAAGCUAAUUUACAAGAUUAUAUGAGGGAACUUUCACUGUAGUUCGUGGCCAUGUAUUGGAUUUUAAAGUGUUUUUUAUGUGGUAUGAGGGAAAUAAUUGUCCACUUGUACUGUGUGAAACCAGUCAGUACAAGCUUUUAAACCAGCUUUGAUGAGGUCAAUAUUUUUUAAACACUAUCUUUCAUUUGAUUUAUUCAGCCAGGCAGUCUGCGACCUGCUUGAAAAUAAUUUUUAUUGCUUGUAUUGUUGGUAUUAAGUCCCCAUGUCUCCUUCAACACUGUCUUUACUUUGUAAUUUUGUGAUCUAUGCAACAGUAGAGUACCGCCUGUGACUCGACAGGUAAUGUGUAAAUCCAGUAGACGACAGACCUUUCAUAUAGACUAUGUAAGAAUUCUGGUAACAGUGAUGCUGCUGUUGAAUAAUUGUUCUCUGUUUUUCUGGGGUGGGGGCUUCUUAAUGUUUUUCACAGUCAAAGUAGGUGCUAGUGUGUAAAAUAAGGAAAAGUAUUUUUGCAGAUAUUUUAUCAAUUAAUUGUAUGUUUUAUUAGGAAUGAGUGCAGAGUCUUUUGAUGAAUGUGAAAUGGGUGAAUCUUUGAUGGUUAAAACAAUCAUAUCACU
Chelmon rostratus (copperband butterflyfish) is the source of this 2638-nucleotide messenger RNA. RefSeq names its product Golgi reassembly-stacking protein 1-like. The transcript has 9 exons. The coding region runs from base 86 to 1525 and encodes 479 amino acids. The record is from RefSeq and is a predicted model, not a curated record. Gene Ontology annotation, molecular function: protein binding. Gene Ontology annotation, cellular component: Golgi apparatus. Gene Ontology annotation, biological process: Golgi organization. NCBI's taxonomy places the organism in Eukaryota, Metazoa, Chordata, Actinopteri, Chaetodontiformes, Chaetodontidae.